Molecule: messenger RNA, 163 nt
Organism: Scutellospora calospora
Lineage: Eukaryota; Fungi; Glomeromycota; Glomeromycetes; Diversisporales; Gigasporaceae
Source: the annotation of a GenBank genome assembly
AUUAUUUCGUUGUGCUGAACGCAGAGCCAAUGAUUGCAGAAAGAAAUGGUCUUUCGAAUUUAUUCAAAUAUGCUAGUGAUAUCGAUUCUCAACCACAACAGUCUUUUAAGCUUAAGCCACGUUCAGAUUUAAUGGCUAAACUGCUACAAAAAGAUAAAGCUAG